Molecule: messenger RNA, 1524 nt
Organism: Saccharomyces paradoxus
Lineage: Eukaryota; Fungi; Ascomycota; Saccharomycetes; Saccharomycetales; Saccharomycetaceae
Gene: ALT2
Product: alanine transaminase ALT2
Exons: 1
Coding region: 1-1524 (507 amino acids)
Biological process (GO): biosynthetic process
Molecular function (GO): pyridoxal phosphate binding; L-alanine:2-oxoglutarate transaminase activity
Source: RefSeq, a predicted model, not a curated record
AUGACAAUGACACACCAACAAGAUUUGAAAGGUGUAUUCACGGCAAAGGAUUUGGACUUCAAACCUGCUGCCAAGAUUACUAAAAAAGAUUUGAAUGCAGGUGUCACUAAGGCAGAAUAUGCCGUAAGAGGCGCUAUUCCGACCAGAGCUGACGAGCUAAAGGAGGAACUAAAAAAAAACCCUGAAGUUUUGCCUUUUGAUGAUAUUAUCAAUGCGAAUAUUGGUAAUCCGCAACAACUGGACCAGAAGCCUUUGACUUUUACCAGGCAAGUACUAUCCAUCUUAGAGUAUCCGGAAAUUUUACGAGUAGGCCAUGAUAAAUUGGCAUCUUUGAACCUGUUUUCUAGAGACGCCUUGAAAAGAGCUGAGCGCCUCUUGAACGAUAUUGGCGGUUCUAUAGGAGCAUACUCGCAUUCCCAAGGUGUACCAGGAAUAAGGCAAACAGUUGCAGACUUCAUUAGUAGAAGAGAUGGCGGUGAGCCCGCUAACCCAGAAGAUAUUUAUUUAACCACUGGUGCUUCCUCCGCGGCAACUUCUCUGUUGUCCUUAUUAUGUAAAGAUUUUCAAACGGGCCUGUUAAUUCCGAUUCCGCAGUAUCCGCUUUACACUGCAUCCGCAUCUCUUUUCAAUGCGCAAGUGCUGCCAUACUACUUAGAUGAAGAAUCAAAUUGGUCUACAAAUAGUGACGAAAUUGAAAGAGUGGUGCAAGACGCUUUGAAAAAACAGAUCAAACCAUCUGUGCUGAUUGUUAUUAACCCAGGUAACCCUACUGGGGCAGUUCUUUCUGAAGACACCAUUGCCAGGAUCUGUUUGAUUGCUGCGAAAUACGGCAUCACGAUUAUUUCCGAUGAGGUCUAUCAAGAAAACAUUUUUAACGAUGUCAAGUUUCAUUCCAUGAAGAAAGUGUUAAGAAAGUUACAGCAUUUUUAUCCAGGAAAAUUCGAUAACGUUCAGUUGGCCUCUUUACAUUCUAUAUCUAAGGGAUUUAUGGGUGAGUGCGGCCAAAGAGGUGGUUACAUGGAAAUUGUAGGAUUCUCCCAAGAAAUAAGAGAUGCCCUUUUCAAACUCAUGUCAAUAUCAAUUUGUUCAGUUGUCACGGGGCAAGCCGUAGUUGAUUUAAUGGUCAAACCCCCUCAACCUGGGGACGAGUCAUAUGAGCAGGAUCAUCACGAAAGGUUGGGGAUUUUCCAUAAAAUGCGCACGAGGGCCAAUUUGUUGUACGAAACGUUCAAUGACCUUGAAGGUAUUGAAUGUCAAAAACCUCAAGGUGCAAUGUAUCUUUUCCCAAGGCUUGUUUUACCUGAGAAAGCCCUUCGUGAAAGCGAACAUCUUGGCAUCGAACCUGAUGAAUUUUAUUGCACAUCUCUGUUAGAAUCUACAGGUAUUUGUACUGUACCAGGGUCCGGAUUUGGACAAAAACCUGGAACAUAUCAUGUGCGCACAACGUUUUUGGCCCCAGGAACUAAAUGGAUUCAAGACUGGAAAAAGUUUCAUCAGGAUUUCUUCAGCAAGUACCGUGAUUGA